AUGGCGCGCUUCAUGGAAGAACAAGGAAUACCUUUUUCAAGGAAGCUGCCACUUGGUUUCACAUUCUCCUUCCCUUGCCAACAGGAAGGUCUUACGAGAGAUUUCAGUGCCAAACUGAUUCGCUGGACCAAAGGAUUCAAAGCUAGCGGUUGUGAGGGCGUUGAUGUGUGCAAGAUGCUCAAAGAUGCUUGCAAUAGACGCUCUGAAAGUUAUACCAUCCCAUUAGUUCAGGAUAUAGAAAUAGACGUUGUGGCAUUGCUCAACGACACCGUCGGAACACUAAUGGCUUGUGCUUUCAAGGAGAAUACGUGUCAGGCAAGUCCCAUUGGGGUUGAUGUAGAAGACUCUUUCUUCAUCUCCGAUAGCGAUGAUGUCAGUCAGUGGAAGAGUAUCAUUUUAUUCCAGAUGAUAAUGAAUACGGAGUGGGGAGCAUUUGGAGAUGAUGGCGCUUUGAGAUUCAUUCACACAAAAUACGACAGAGAAGUUGAUAAAAGCAGCGUGAAUCCAGGGAAACAAAUCUUCGAGAAAAUGAUAUCCGGGAUGUAUCUUGGCGAACUGGCUCGAGUAGCUCUGAAGGAAAUGGCCCAACAAGGACUAUUGUUUGGUGGUCAAACGGGAUUGCUUGAGGAGAGAGGACGAUUCUCCACUCGAUUCAUGUCAGACAUUGGAAGCGAUCAAGACCUCUAUAGCGAUCUUGCUGGAGAUGAAGAAAAGAAGACGUUUCAAAACACAGAAAAGAUUCUUGGAGAGCUCGGAUUCAAUAAAAUAACACGAGCGGAUUGUGCUAACGUUGCUUAUGUGUGCAAUAUAAUCACUACCAGGGCGGCGCAUUUGCUGGCAGCUGGCAUUGCAACGCUCAUCAAUAGAGUUGAACGUCCGCUUGUUACGGUUGGAAUAGACGGAUCGGUAUACCGAUUCCAUCCUGUGUUCCCACAACUACUCGACGACAAAAUUGCUGAACUUAUCGAUGAAAACCUCAGGUAUAAGUUAAUGUUAUCCGAAGAUGGUAGUGGUAUUGGUGCGGCAGUCGUAGCAGCUGUAGCAAAUCGGAUCCAAUCAGAUCGAACAGAUCAAAAAGAAGAAGAACCGCAACAAGAAAAUCAAAACGAGAAUGAUUAG
Haemonchus placei is the source of this 1119-nucleotide messenger RNA. The record is from the annotation of a GenBank genome assembly. Lineage: Eukaryota; Metazoa; Nematoda; Chromadorea; Rhabditida; Trichostrongylidae.